CCGCGUCCGCCGCGCCGUGCCGCGGAACUGGGCCGGCGUCGGGCGCCGGUUCUGGCGGGGCCGGCGGCGGGUGAGACGCCGCACCAUGUACACUAUCACCAAGGGGCCCAGCAAGCUGGUGGCGCAGCGGCGCUCAGGUCCCCCGCAGCAGCAGGUGGAGAGCCGACUCGGCGAGCUCCUGAAAUGCCGGCAGCCGGCGCCGCAAACCGCGCCGCCGCGCGUUCAGCCCCCGACGCCGCAGCCCGGGCCCUGGCCGCUGACGAGUCCAGGGCCAAGGUUAGUGUUCAAUCGAGUGAAUGGUCGGCGGCCCCUUGCCACUUCCCCAUCCUUGGAGGUACCCCAGGAGACCUACACAUUAGCACAUGAGGAGAAUGUCCGCUUUGUAUCCGAAGCAUGGCAGCAGGUGGAACAACAGCUGGAUGGUGGCCCGGCUGGUGAGAGUGGGCCAAGGCCUGUGCAGUAUGUGGAAAGGACCCCUGAUCCCCGGCUACAGAACUUUGUGCCCAUUGACCUGGAUGAAUGGUGGGCACAGCAGUUCCUGGCUAGAAUCACCAACUGUUCAUAGCAGUUGCCCUGGAUGGAAUGCUGCCAUGGCAGACCCUUUGCCAGAAGAGAACCAGGGUGUCCAUCCACUGUGUGGCCUGGCUGGAUGCCAGCCACACCUGAAGUGCCAGCAUUGGAACUUUUGCACCUAUUGUUCCUUUGGCUCAGUUGUCUCAAGUUGCCAAGAUCAUGGGCUGAACCUGUCUGACCUCAAUCCUGCUCACUGUGUGCAGGGACCAGCUCUGGGGCUGGCAGGGAGGAGUAUGCCAGACUAAUAAAGUUGAGAAACUGUC
Messenger RNA from Perognathus longimembris pacificus (Pacific pocket mouse), 836 nucleotides. It is a transcript of the gene Mcrip2, whose product is annotated as MAPK regulated corepressor interacting protein 2. Lineage: Eukaryota; Metazoa; Chordata; Mammalia; Rodentia; Heteromyidae. The transcript has 5 exons. The coding region runs from base 86 to 565 and encodes 159 amino acids. The record is from RefSeq and is a predicted model, not a curated record.